AUGCAGCAGAAGUCAUCUGGGCACCUCUCAAUUUCCUUGUCACCAUUGCCCACUGGUGCUGAGCCCAGGAUGUUUGUGCCUUCCAACAUGGAAGCCAAGGAAUACAGCAGCGAGAUGGGGGUCAAUACAAUACAAACACUAGGAAUUGUUAUCAUCAGUGACUAUGACGAUCAUCAAUUCUGGUCCAGGAGGUGGGAGCCUCAGUCUCUGCCCCAGUCACAGACUAGUCAAGCUCUGACUCUGGGCUUUCCUUUCCCCUCCCCCAUAUACUUCCUCUCUCUCCCAGCAUCUCCUCCCAGACCGUCUCUCUAUGUCCAGCCGGGUCCUGUGGUGAGACCAGGGCAGGAAGUGACCUUCAGGUGCCGGAGACCAUCAUCGUCACAUAAUCGGUUGGUGACAUUUGUUCUGCUGAAGGCUGGGACACUGGAGCCCUUGCAAAAGAAUCAUGAAAACCUUUCUCGAACCAAUUUCCCCCUGAAGUCUGUGAGUGCCCAGGACUCCGGGAGCUACAGCUGCAUAUACUAUGAGACUUCCCGCCCAUGGAUCAGGUCGGGAGCCAGUGAGACCCUGGAGGUCUGGGUGACAGACAGCCUUCCCAAGCCCUCGCUCUCAGCCCGGCCCAGUUCCAGGGUAACCUCAGGGGACAACGUGACCCUCCUGUGUCAGGGGCCAUCCCAAGGUGUGGAGUUUGCUCUGUACAAGGAUGGAGAGGAGACGCCUGUGAGCACCCGUGAGCCCACCCAGCAGGGGGCAGAGUUCCCCUUGAUCCAUGUGAACAUCAACCAGACUGGAAAGUACAGGUGCUCUUAUCUCCUCUGGAGAGACAGCCGGGUCCUGGUCCUGCCCAGUGAUCCCCUGGAGCUUAUAAUACAAGAGAAGCAGAAUGGACGUCUUCUCACAAGAGUUACAGAAACCAAAACCAUCCUCAUCACUGCCUUCAGCUGUGCCUUUAUCCUCUUAUUCCUUCUCUUCUUAACUUUUGGCAGUCAUUGCUAUGCUCAGACUGAUGCCCAGGUUGCCAAAUGCAAACUCAAGAAGACAUCUGUUCCUGAGGCUGAAGACCCUGAGGGGCUGACCUAUAUCCAGCUGAAUCCAGAAGCCCUAAAGGAACAGCAGACAGCCCCUGGGAAGAUAUGUCCUGAUCCAACAAUGUAUGCUACUCUUGCUCUGCAAUGGUGA
Molecule: messenger RNA, 1179 nt
Organism: Antechinus flavipes (yellow-footed antechinus)
Lineage: Eukaryota; Metazoa; Chordata; Mammalia; Dasyuromorphia; Dasyuridae
Product: leukocyte immunoglobulin-like receptor subfamily A member 3
Exons: 8
Coding region: 1-1179 (392 amino acids)
Cellular component (GO): plasma membrane
Source: RefSeq, a predicted model, not a curated record